This is a messenger RNA of Saccostrea echinata, 1411 nucleotides long. RefSeq lists its product as uncharacterized. NCBI's taxonomy places the organism in Eukaryota, Metazoa, Mollusca, Bivalvia, Ostreida, Ostreidae. The transcript is spliced from 6 exons. The record is from RefSeq and is a predicted model, not a curated record. The coding region runs from base 1 to 1188 and encodes 395 amino acids.
AUGGCGGUGAACAACCGACGGCAGCGUCGUAGACGUCGACAUAGACAGAGAGUUGCUCACAACAGGCUUGUUGACCGUGAAAAUCCUUUAGAAUUAAUGCCAGAGAAGGAGAUUUUCAAAAGGUAUCGUUUUCGCCCGAACACAAUUUUGUUCGUGGUGAAUUUAUUAAGACGAUUUCUCGAGAGAGAUACUCUGCGAAGCUGUGCCCUCACACCCCUUCUGCAGGUUAUGGCCACACUGAGAUUUCUCGCCACCGGAGCUUUUUAUUCCUUUGUAGCCGAUGCAUUUGACAGCCUGUCCCCAUCCACUGUGUGUAGGGCGGUUAAGGAUGUUUGUCAUGCUUUGUGUCAGAUGUCAUGGCAAUUUAUAAGGAUGCCAGCAAGACAUGCAGCUGAUGGAGUGAAAAAGCAUUUCUAUUCCAUCGCAGGAAAAGAAUCAAAAGAGGACUCAAAGAUGAAAGAAAAAUGUGAAUUGAUAUCGUAUCUCCUAAUAUAUUCAACACUUUUACAGGUUACAAUUUUGUCAGCUAAUAAUGUAGUUGAUUCUGAGUACUGUGGAUUUUCCAAAUCAACACAAAAAGCAGUAAAAUCAUGCCCUAAGAAUAAAGCAUCAUGGAGUAAAGCUGCAAUUAAGCUGGGCUGUUCGAACCAUAAAGACAAAUGUGGCGGAAAUUUGAAAUAUCACUGCGUUAUUAAUCCUUGGCAAAAUGAAACGGUGGAAGUUUGUGCUCCUGCAACAAGUAUUCGUUCAGGUCACUGUGCUGAGUACAACACAAGAGGAGGGAAAAUACAAGAAUUUUACCUUCAGAACUGUAAAACAUGCAAAAAAGACUACAUGUCAGCUGAGGCAUAUAAGUACCAAGAAUGCUACUUAGAAGUGUACAAGCUAAAUCAAAUGCAAACAAUAGGGACCCAUCUUUUCAACAAGAUCACCAAAACACAUUCUGAAAGUGAAAUAAUGUACACAUUUAAACAGAAAAUGCCCCAGCAAUAUACCAAUCCAACCAAUGAGGAAAACAAACGAGAACAAGAGCAAUCAACAACAAGUUUUAUUAUCAACAAGAACUACAAUAAACAUCGGGAAAUUGAACUUGGAAUCAUGGCUAAUAUCCAUAGCGGAAACGGUGUCAUCAAAGGGAAGAUGUUACAUCUGUGCGUCAUUCUGCUACAUUUUAGGGCUUUGUUUUAAAUUUAUCGUUUUCAUAUAUCAUUGUACAUAAUUCUUUAAGUUGCAUAGGAUAUGAUAGGCAUAAAAAGAUUGAUUUGAAGAGAAACCUACGAAAUUUUUAAAUGUCUACAGUCGUAUUUCUUUCAUUUACUUUUUAUAAAGACUGAAAAACAAGGGGAUAACUUUUCUCGAAAUAACGAUGUCAAGUACUAGCAAGUAUCAUCAUUUCAAAUUCAAUCAGGAU